Molecule: messenger RNA, 2523 nt
Organism: Osmerus eperlanus (European smelt)
Lineage: Eukaryota; Metazoa; Chordata; Actinopteri; Osmeriformes; Osmeridae
Product: reticulon-4 receptor-like
Exons: 2
Coding region: 463-1833 (456 amino acids)
Biological process (GO): positive regulation of Rho protein signal transduction
Cellular component (GO): plasma membrane; external side of plasma membrane
Molecular function (GO): ganglioside GT1b binding; protein binding; ganglioside GM1 binding
Source: RefSeq, a predicted model, not a curated record
UCCGCGUUGGAGGGGUACCUGUGAUGCUACCUUCGCGCGCCAAUCUGCAGUGCACACUCACAGGAUAACUCCCGAGUUGGACAACGAGGGUCGGAUGGAUAGAUAUGGUUAAAUUCAGUGGAUUACACUGUGACGGUUGUUUAUGCAUUCUUACCAUUUACUUACCUAUUCGGUCGAUUCCGCCCGUGGGGUGAGGUGGUCUGUUUGGAGACGCUCUGGAUUGUCUGGAUGUAAAUAGAAGAUUUUGUUCCGCGCACACAUCUCAAAUGACCGAGCGCGGUGUUAUAGGGAGACCGCGUUCUCCAGUCCGCUUCAAGGUAAAAUCAUCGGGCUAAACUUUUUCUGGACGCUGACCUGGGUUUACCACCGUUUCCUCUUACCCGGAUCGCGGAUUUCGAAGCAGAGACCAGUUUUAUUCAUCCGCGGACACAAAAGGAGGCUCUUUGGGAUUAUACUUCGAAAAUGAAGUCCAUUUUAACCCGAGUUGGCGAGCUCUACUUUGUGGUCCUGUGGCUGCAUUCAGUUCCCCUGAUGUCCGGCUGCCCGGCUCCAUGCAUAUGUCACAGCGAGCCCCGGCCCAGCCUGGCAUGCCAGCAGCAGGGCCUCUUCUCCAUCCCCACAGAGAUCCCUGUCCACACCCAGCGUAUCUUCCUCCAGAACAACCGCCUCAGCGCGGUCCGCUCCACCAGCUUCAGCCCCUGCCGGAACCUGACUGUGCUGUGGCUGUACUCCAACAACAUCAGCCACAUCGAGGCAGGGGCCUUCUACGGGCUGGAGAGGCUGGAGGAGCUGGAUAUCGGCGACAACGACUUGCGGAUCAUCAGCCCCACGGCGUUCAGGGGUCUGACCAAGCUGCACACCCUGCACCUGCACAGGUGCGGCCUCUCUGAGCUUCCCGUCGGGGCGUUCCGGGGUCUCUUUGCCCUGCAGCACCUCUACCUCCAGGACAACAGCCUGCUGACCCUCCACGACGACACGUUCUUGGACCUGGCCAACCUGACUUUCCUGUUCCUCCACAACAACAAGAUCAAGACCGUGACGGACCACAUGCUGAGGGGCCUGGUGAGCUUGGACCGGCUGCUUCUCCAUCAGAACAGAGUGACUUUCAUCCAGCACAGGGCGUUUCACGACCUGCGCAAGCUGACCACGCUCUAUCUGUUCUUCAACAACCUGACGGCGCUCACAGGGGAGACCAUGGAGCCCCUAGUGUCUCUCCAGUACCUGCGUCUGAAUGGAAACCAAUGGAUCUGUGACUGCCGGGCCAGAACGUUGUGGGACUGGUUCAAGGGCUUCAAAGGGUCCAGCUCGGAGCUGGAGUGCCAUGUUCCCGCCCGGCUGGCCGGAAAAGAUCUCAAGAGGCUCAAAAGUCCAGACUUGGAGGGGUGCUAUGACACCCCUCACCACACCUGGAUAAGUGUGCUCACCUCCAAGACACGAUCUGGUAAGUUCCACAGCACGGAGAGUCCACUGAGAGCCGGCAUUCCUCGCUGCUGCCUCUCGGACAAUGACAAGUCGUCCAUCAUCUCCAACAAGGGCCUACCAGACCGUAGACAAAUCACCAACAACCCUCUGAAGGAGAAGGAGAACAUGUCCAAAACGAAGGUCCUGGAAGGCGACCCCUUGAAGAACGGUAAUCCGAACAAACAGAGCCUGAAUGAUGGUCCCGACAUCCUGGACCAGGAUCUAGACUCUUCUAAUAACACAUUGGACAGGAAGAGGUGUGUGCAGACUGACAUGUCAGACAUUCAUUGUGUCAAAGAUCAUUGUUCUACCAUGAGAGCGCUAACGGUUAUUUUUAUACCCUUGCUUUUGCUAUCCUUAGACUUCUGUUAGGGAAUACAAAUGGAUAACUUCAGCUAUGUAAGACUGGCAAUCAUGCACAGUGUGUGUGUGUGUCCGUGUGUGUGUGUUAGCCAUGCGAAGUGUCAUGUUGGGAAUGAGAGUGUCAAUGAGAGAUACCAAGAGGAUGCUGUAAAAACUGGACUCACAAAUCUGAAAAUGGAUGCCUUUUUACAUUAUGUCAAUGUUGAUGUACAGUAUAUACUUAAUUGAUUUGUGCCCAGAUUUGACUGUACUGUUUAUUACACCUAGAAAAUCUCUUCUUUCUGAGCGAAAUCUGCCAAUGUUGAUGACCUGGUCAUCACAAAGACUAUAUAACAUGACAAAGCAUCACCAACAAUGUUUUGAGGUUUCCAUGACAACCUCACAGACAUUUGACAGUUUUUAGUUUUCUCCUUCAUCGAGUUUUGUUUAUAAUUUUGAAGUGAUGCCUUGAUUCAAUGAUAUUUUUAUGUUCAACGUAAAAUACUAAACAAAAAAACGAAACAAAAACGAAUGAAUCAAAAAACAAAGUAAGAAGAAAUAUUUUAUGUUUAUAUGUUUUCUAGUCAUGCCGUGAUUUUGGUGCUGCUCAGAGGAGAUUGUCUGUUUGUUCACUGACGUUGCUGUAUAUUAUAAAUAAGCAUUUUAUUUUACUUGUGAGAAGUAUAGGUACCUUACAAAUAAAGUAUUCUCUUUCUUAGA